CAGUGAGUGCAGUACGAGUUUUACACCCGCUUUUCUAGGUUUGAAUAAUUGUCUUUUUGGAAGAUGGGUGACCCUGUGGAGCAGUACUCGAACAGACUUCAACAGCAGGAAAGGGAGGUUAAAUCUCUCUGGGCUGAGGUAGAGAACUUGAAGAAUUCUGAAUUCUCCUCGCCAGAGCUGGAUGAUCUCAGAGAAGAGAAUGCCAGGCUGAAAUAUCGUCUUAACAUACUUAAAAAGAGUUUACAAGAGGAAAGGAGCUACAACAGCAAGAGCAUGACCAACAUCAACCAGAGACUUCAGGAUAUCUUCGGGCAUGCUAUCUGCAUAGCCUACCCUGACCUGGAGAACCCACCACUGGCUGUCACUCCCAGCCAACAGCCCAAGUUUGGAGAUUACCAAUGUAACAGUGCCAUGGCUAUGUCUCAGAUGAUGAAGGUUAAGGGACAGAAGGUAAACCCCAGAGAGAUAGCAGAGAAGAUUGUCCAAAACAUUCCUGAGAACGAGUUAAUCGAGAAGACAGAAAUCGCAGGACCAGGUUUUAUUAAUGUUCAUCUCAAGAAGUCGUUCGUGUCGAAGCUUCUGACCAGCUUGCUUUUAUACGGUGUGCAGCCUCCUGCUUUAGACAAGAAAAAGAAGGUCGUCGUGGAUUUUUCCUCUCCGAACAUAGCGAAGGAGAUGCAUGUGGGUCACUUGCGUUCAACCAUCAUAGGGGACAGCAUGUGUCGUCUCUUUGAGUUCUUGGGCCAUGAUGUUCUAAGGUUGAACCAUGUGGGAGACUGGGGGACACAGUUCGGAAUGCUCAUCGCUCACUUGCAGGACAAGUUCCCGAAUUAUCUGAGCCUUUCUCCACCAAUUGAAGACCUGCAGGCCUUUUACAAAGAAUCUAAGAAGCGAUUCGAUGAAGACGAGGAUUUCAAGAAGCGAGCCUAUCAGUGUGUGGUCAAGCUGCAGAGCAAGGAACCAGACUUCAUCAAGGCCUGGAACCUGAUCUGUGAUGUAUCAAGGAACGAGUUCCAAAAAGUGUACGACAGCCUGGGCAUCCGGCUUUUGGAGCGGGGGGAGUCUUACUACCAGGACAUGAUGACAGAGGUUGUGAAGGAAUUUGAGCAAAAAGGUCUGGUGCAGUUGGACGAGGGCCGAAAGAUCGUCUUCGCCCCUGGUCAGUCCAUCCCUCUGACAGUGGUGAAGUCGGACGGCGGCUACACCUACGACACGUCAGACCUAGCGGCUCUGCGGCAGCGCCUCUUCGACGAGAAGGCUGACGUCAUCAUCUAUGUCACAGACAGCGGCCAGGCUACACACUUCCAAGUGGUCUUCGCUGCAGUUCAGAUGAUUGGCUGGUACGACCCCAAGGUCACACGCGUGGAGCAUGCAGGUUUCGGAGUGGUUCUGGGAGAGGACAAGAAGAAGUUUAAAACCCGCUCAGGGGACACAGUCAGGCUAAUGGACCUGCUGGAUGAGGGUCUAAAAAGAUCCAUGGACAAGCUCAAAGACAAAGAGAGGGAUAAGGUCCUGACACCAGAAGAGCUCAUCCGGGCCCAGCGCGCCGUGGCCUUCGGCUGCAUCAAAUAUGCCGACUUGUCUCACAACCGCAUCAAUGACUACGUGUUCUCCUUCGAUAAGAUGCUGGACGACAGAGGCAACACGGCAGCCUACCUGCUUUACGCCUUCACCCGAAUCAGAUCUAUAGCCAGGCUGGCUAACAUCGAGGAAGCGGUACUGCGGAAAGCCGCAGAGACCUGCGAGAUCGUCUUGGACCACGAGAAGGAGUGGAAGCUCGGCAGGUGCAUCCUGCGUUUUCCCGAAAUCCUGCUCAAGAUCCUGGACGACCUGCUGCUGCACACGUUAUGCGACUAUCUCUAUGAGCUGGCCACCACCUUCACCGAGUUCUACGACAGCUGCUACUGUGUGGAAAAGGACCGACAAACAGGCGAGGUGGUUAAAGUAAACAUGUGGAGGAUGCUCCUGUGCGAGGCCACAGCUGCCGUGAUGGCCAAGGGCUUCGACAUCCUAGGCCUCACUCCGGUCCAGAGGAUGUGAUCCCUCUGAUUCCUCGUCCUCAGCCAAGCAAACCAUGCACUGUUGUAUUUUUACGGUAAACCAAAUAAAAACCCCAACAGCUUGUUGUAAAAACUA
Molecule: messenger RNA, 2136 nt
Organism: Trichomycterus rosablanca
Lineage: Eukaryota; Metazoa; Chordata; Actinopteri; Siluriformes; Trichomycteridae
Gene: rars1
Product: arginyl-tRNA synthetase 1
Exons: 15
Coding region: 64-2040 (658 amino acids)
Biological process (GO): arginyl-tRNA aminoacylation
Cellular component (GO): cytoplasm
Molecular function (GO): arginine-tRNA ligase activity; ATP binding
Source: RefSeq, a predicted model, not a curated record